AUGUUUGGAACGAGGACCUUGAAGGAAACACGAAAUCCGCUUCCGGCGACCUUCAUGCGUGGCGGAACAUCGAAAGGCAUUUAUAUCAACAGAGCUGAUCUCCCCAUCGAUCGUGCUGAAUGGCCUCGCAUCUUUUUGGGGAUCAUGGGCUCACCAGAUCUCGAAUAUGGACGGCAGUUGAACGGGAUGGGAGGCGGAGUCUCGUCGCUUUCGAAAAUAUGCGUCGUUGGACCACCAACCACAUCCAACACCCCUCCAACGGCAGCUACGAAUUCGCCUGACAUCGGAGCUAUCUCUCCCCACAACUUCUCCUCUGCCCACCACGCCAAAUAUCCUUCCUCUGAUGAUGCGACCGUAGACGUCGAGUAUACGUUCGUGCAAGUCGGCAUCAAAGACAGCGUAGUCGAUUACUCGGGAAAUUGUGGCAAUCUGUCGAGCAUGAUUGGCGUCUUUGCAGUGGACGAGGGCAUGUGCGUACCUCGCAUAUCCACUUCGGCCCCAACGGAUGUGGAUGGUGAGAUGGCGAGAGGUACGGUACGGGCAUGGAACACGAACACGAACAAGAGAAUCGACAAUACUUUUCCCAUCGAGCAGGUGGAAUACGGAUCGGACUCGAUAUCGAGGGAGCGAGCUAGCAAGGACGGGCGACGAUGGGUGCCGGUGCUAGAUAUGGAGGAAGCAAGCGUUGCCGGCGUAUCCGGUAUGGCAUCCCAGAUCAUCCUGGAUUUCGUGAACCCCGGAGGAGCAAGGACGGGGAAACUGCUUCCUACAGGCGGUCCAUUGGACUUUCUUGCGCUUCCAUCACAUUUUCAACCGCCGACCUUGGCCUUCCAUUCGAAUCAGGCCGUCAAUGUGAAGGUGGAGGUGUCUUUGAUUGAUGCGACGAAUCCGACGGUCUUCGUCAGUGAGUCUGCGGUCCGCGAUACACUGUGCCAGAUAACAGGUUCUGCGCAAUCAGCCGCUGCCAGCGGUGCUGAAUCUAGUGUGAUACCGUUGGAUUUCAGCAGCGGUGAACUUAUGGGUUUGCUGGAAUGGAUCAGAAAGGCCGGCGCGGAACGUAUGGGCUUGGAUCCAUCUGCUCAGGCGCAACCAAAGAUUGCCAUCAUCAGCCUCCCUCCCGCUUUGGACGAUGUGGACCUUGAAGUCCGCGCUUUGUCCAUGGGUGUACCGCAUAAGGCUGUCCCGAUGACGGUGGGACUUUGUCUAGGCGUUGCUGUACGUAUACCUGGGACCAAUGCUCAUAAGGCCGUAUCCGAAGGACGGAGAACGAUCAAGAAGAAAGGCUCGAAGUUGGUGACGCUGAAACACCCGGGAGGUACGGUAGAUGUCGGAGCUGAGUUUGAUGAGAGUGGUGACGUGAGGAGUGCGAAAGUUGUGCGGACAGGGAGGAGGUUGAUGAGAGGAGUCGUUUGGUGGUGA
Molecule: messenger RNA, 1419 nt
Organism: Stereum hirsutum FP-91666 SS1
Lineage: Eukaryota; Fungi; Basidiomycota; Agaricomycetes; Russulales; Stereaceae
Product: DUF453-domain-containing protein
Exons: 2
Coding region: 1-1419 (472 amino acids)
Source: RefSeq, a predicted model, not a curated record